AUGGCCACGAACGAGCACUCGCACCUGCUGCUGACGCGCAGCUUCACAAGCACAUACGACAGCGGCCAUGCGAGCGUCAAGCCGUACGGACCGGCCGUGACGCUCGCCAUGGCGCUCAACUACGUGAUCGGCACGGGCUGCUUUGGCCUGCCGUACGCCUUCAUGGAAGCAGGGAUCGGCCUGUCCCUAGCGCUCAUGCUCCUGGGCGUCUUGGGCUCGUGCAUCACGAUGAACUACACGCUCGAGUCGCUCGCACGGGCCGAAGGCGUCUGCGCUGCCACGGGCGGCGGCGUCCCCCGCCACCAGAUCACGUACCGCAAGUUCGAGUUCGCGACCAUUGCCGAGAUGUUUGUGGGCCGGCUGGGCAAAGUCGCCGUGCAGCUCGUCAUGGGCCUCUACUGCGUCGGUUCGCUCUGGUCGUACGCGUCCGUGUUCUCGUCGUCCACGGCCUCGAUCUUCUUCAUGUACGUCGUGGGCGACGCGUGCGACGUGUACGGCGCGUCGCCGUCUUCAGGCUGUCUCGAUGGCUACUACGUCUUCAUGGCCAUCUUCUCUGUGAUCGUGCUGUCCAUGGUGCUCAUGGACAUUAGCGAUCAAGCGCUCGUGCAGAAGUUCCUCUCCGUGUAUCGCAUCGUCGCCUUUGCGCUCAUGUUGCUGACCAUGACGGUCAAAGCCGUGAGUGACGGCGCGGACGUGCUAGCGGCGCGGUACGCGGCCAUUGGACUCGUGAACUGGAAGGACUUUGGCAAGGGCUUUGGCCCUACAUUGCUGGCGCUGAAUUGCCAGUACAACAUGCCGGACGCGCUGCAGCCGCUGAACCCCAAGUCCAAAGCGCGCUUCGUGGCGUUUGCUGCGCUGCUCAUUGCUGGCUCGUGCUACCUACUCGUGGGUCUUCUCGGCGCCCUGUCGUUCGACGAGAUCAAUCCACUGGCGACGCUUAUGUGGAGCUCGUACUCAGGCUGCGGCAAUGGAUGGGAAGACUGCGGGUACACGAACCCGAUCGGUGUCAUUGUGCAACUGGUCAUUCUGCUCUUCCCUGUGGUCAACGUAGUGUCGGCGUACCCGAUGGUGGGCGUCACGGUCGGCGACAACAUGCUCAUGUCGUUUCCGUCGCACCUCACCGCUCGGCUCGGCGAGGGCUUCACCCGAAGUUUGUGCCGACUAUCAGUGGCAGCGCCGCCGAUUCUGUUUGCCGUGGCGUUCAAGCGCCUCGACUUCAUCUUUGCCGUCGCUGGACUGUUUGGCUUCUUGCUCGGCUGGACGAUCCCGUGCUGGUUCCAAGUGAUCGGGAGCCGAUACUGCCAGGGCGUGUGGGGGUUUUCCGGGGCGGCCAUAACUGAGUUCACUGAGCCCGUUGUGAGCUCUGUCUCUUUUGCCAGAGGCUUCUUGGGCCUCACGUUUGUGAUCACAGCCGUCGCGAUUUCCACGAUCGUCACGUGA
Molecule: messenger RNA, 1440 nt
Organism: Hyaloperonospora brassicae
Lineage: Eukaryota; Oomycota; Peronosporomycetes; Peronosporales; Peronosporaceae
Source: the annotation of a GenBank genome assembly